Emiliania huxleyi CCMP1516 is the source of this 2274-nucleotide messenger RNA. RefSeq lists its product as hypothetical. The record is from RefSeq and is a predicted model, not a curated record. The coding region runs from base 25 to 2274 and encodes 749 amino acids. The transcript has 5 exons. NCBI's taxonomy places the organism in Eukaryota, Haptophyta, Isochrysidales, Noelaerhabdaceae.
CCCGCGGCUGCUCUUGUAUUCGCCAUGUCCGAACGCUUGUCCUCCCUCCGCUCGACGCUGUCGACCAAGGCGGCGUCGCUCAGCGAGAAGGCAGCAAAGGCAGCGGCCGACAGCGCUAGUCGGCUAGGGGAGUCGAGCGUCGGAAAGUCGCUGCGCGAGGCUCUCGAGGAGCCGGACAAGGUGCGUGAGCUCCUUCGCGAGAAGAACAGGCGGAUCCAGGAGCUGGAGCGGGACCUGGAGUCGGUCAAGGCGCGGGCGGUCGCCAAGUUCCGUGACCUCUCGCAGCAAAAGGCGGCGUUGGAAGAGGCCAUCGGCGCCGGCGGCGACGCUGCGCUCGUCGCGCGCGCUCGCGACCUCGAGGAGACGCUGAGUCGGGAGCGGGAGCGCUCUCAGCGGCUCGAGCGGCGGGCAACGGAGCUGGAGCAGGAGGCACGGCCGCAGGAUGCGGCCUUGGGGGCGGCGAUGGUCGAAGCCAAGCGGCAGCUCGCCGAGAGCGAGUUUACGAGCGCGAUCGCGGCGCUCACGACCGAAAACGCGUCGGUCGAGUCGCGGCUGAGCAAGGAGGCGCGCGCCAAGGACAAGGCGAAGGGGUCGGCGAGCCAGCUCAAGGAGGAGCGCGAGAAGCUGCGGUCAGAGCUCGCCGCUCUCAAGGCGGAGCUCGCCGGAGCCUCAAAGGCGGCCCGCGAGAGCGAGCAGCUCCGGCUGCAGCUGCACGAGGAGCGGCGGCGCGUGUCAGACGCGACCCUGCCCGCGCUCGAGCCGGGCUCGGAGCCGUCCGACGUCGCGCUCGCCGCCCUCAACCAGGAGCUCGUCUCGGCCAGGCUCGGUCGCGCAGAGUCGGACGCCGCCCUCGCCGAGGCGCGGCGCGAGGUGGCGAGGACGAGGGAGGAGCUGUACGAGAGCCGGACCAGAGCGGAGCAGCGGGAGGCGGAGCACGCCGCCGCACUGAGCGCGGCUGCUGAGCUUAAAAAGGCGGCGGCGGUGCUCGCGGCGGAGAACGCCUCCGUGGAGGGCAAGCUGCACAAGGAGGUGGAGAAGGUGGACAAGGCCAAGGAGGCGCUCAAGGUGGGGAUCGCCGAGCGCAAGCAGCUGCAGGCGGAGGUCAAGGCGCUCGAGGCGCGCCUCUCAACCACCUCCCGCGACGAGCAAAAGUCGCAGGGGCGGCUCAGCUCUGCGGCGGAGGUGAACCGAGAGCUGUCCUCAGAGCGGGACACGCUCGCCGCGCAGCUCAAGAAGGCGAGCCGCGAGCUGGAGGCGCUGCAGGCGACGCGGGCGAAGGAGGUGUCGGCCGCGGAGCAGCUGCGCCAGGGCCUCGAUCGCGCGCAAGCCGAGGCGCGUUCGGCGAGCGAAGACUCGAGCGCCGCGGUGCAGGCGCUGCGCACCAAGGUCGGCGCGUUCGAGCGCGAGCUGGGCAAGACAAAGUCGCUCCUCGCGCAGAAGGAGCUCCAGCUGUCGACGAUGAGCGCCGACAACCUGCAGAAGCUCGAGGCGGAGCGAGACGAGCUCUCCGCGACCGCGGCCGGCCUGCGGGACCAGCUCGAGGAGGCGCGGUCGGCUGCCCAGGGUUGGGCGCCAGGCGACAGCUGGGUUGUCAACGACAGCGAGUUUGAGGCCGCUCCCGUCCCCGGCGGCGACGCUGCCGCCCUUGCUAUUGCCGAUGGCGUUCAUCUUUCGACGGCAGAGCCCGCACGCUCUAGCGGGGCGCAGCCCUCCCCCGGCGACGACGUUGCCGACGGCGCCGCGAAGGAGCAGCAGGCGGAGCUGCAGGCCGAGGUGCAGAGGCUUCAGGAGGAGCUCGCCUCCCUGCAGCGCCGGAGUCAGGAGAGGGCCGUCCACGAGGUGGAGAAUGAGCGCACGCUCCGCCGCCUCGAGCAGAUCCGCACGCUCAAGCUCGAUCUCGCAGCCGCGAAGGAGGAGAUCGCCGCCUUGAAGAAGGGCGAGCAGAGCCGCACGGAACGCGCCGCGGCUCUCAAGGAGAAGACGCAGGCGUACGUCUCGCAGCUCCGGGCGGACCACGCUGCCGCACUCGACGCCGCUGCCGCCGACGGCCAGAGGGCGCUGGAAGCAAAGCAGCUCGAGCUCGAGCGGUUCGAGGCUGCUGCGGCGGACGAGAUUGCAACGGCGCAGAUGAGCCUCGAGGCGGCGGAGCGGACUGCAGGGCUCGAGGCGAGCAGCGUCCGCGCGACUCUGGCGGCAGAGGCAAAGGCGCAGAUCCGGACGAUGAGCAGAGAGAUUCGAGAGAUCGAACGGCAGCUCCAAGCGGAGGGCGGCUGA